Messenger RNA from Symbiodinium sp. CCMP2592, 957 nucleotides. Lineage: Eukaryota; Dinophyceae; Suessiales; Symbiodiniaceae. The record is from the annotation of a GenBank genome assembly.
AUGGGGCUCAGUCCAGCCUCCAUUUGUGCAGCUCUUGCUGCUGGUGGCGGCCUGGCUUCCUUGGCUUACGCUUGCUUCUACAGCUGGCUUUGGGACUGCCACCUCCGAGCAUAUCCGGCCUAUCGUGGCAAGUACCCGCGGCUGUUUUGGGAUGUCGCCACGCAUAUCCUUACGCUGAAAAGGCUCUGGGGAUUCGCGACAAGCCCUCUCAGGAAGCUGCCAGACUUCUACAUUGUCGGCUGCCCCAAAUGUGGCACCAGUGCCAUCUACCGAUAUCUCGCCCUUCAUCCGCGAAUCGUAGAGCCCGCCUUUAAGGAGUCCCGCUUUUUGUGGGGCUUUCUCGGCUUGAACCUCUCGGCACUUCGCUACAGGUCGAUCUUCCCCAUAUGGUGGCGGGGGGAGGGACACUUGACCUUCGAUGCCGAUUGUACAAUUGCCGCAGCACCCAAACUUGCCGCUGCGCUUUUUCACCGGCUGACCCCAAAGGCCAAGAUCAUCAUGUCCUACCGUGACCCUGUCGAAGCGGCAUGGUCCAUGUACAAGUUCCGAUCACGCAUCAAAGGACGUUUCGACUUCGGCUGGACGUUUGACCAGAUGUUCAAGAUGGAGGCGGACUUGGACGCCUCUCCAUCUUGGGCCCACAUGGAUACCCUGGCUGCUGCAUUGGAUGCUGGCGCUAGUUCAGUUACGAUUACUCCCCAGAUGGGUUCUUGUGGAGUGAACUCCACCUUGCUGCGACCGCAGCGUGUUGCUGACGUGCUUGAGGCCUUUGAGUCACGCUUUGGCCGCGAGAACGUGUUGCUCGUCGACUUUGCCGACCUAGCCGCAGACGCACAGCAGACAGUGCGACGCAUCUAUGACUUCCUGGGCGUGGAGUCCACGAUUGAACUCCCUCCACUACACAAAGUGGAGCCCGAAGAUGUGUUGGAUAUGGUCGUGGAACCUAGUGUACAGUGA